CUACCCUUCAACUUCUAAAGAUCACUCCUUUACAUCCACCACUAUGUCCAAACGCAUCAUCAUCACCGGUGGCUCCGGCAAAGCCGGCCAAUUCAUCAUUGCCCACCUCCUCGCCCAGAACUACGACAUCCUCAACCUGGACCUGAACCCACUUACCGCUCCCCUCAGUAACAAAGUCCAUACCCUCAAAGUUGAUCUCACCGACAACGGCCAAGUCCAUGGCGCCCUGCACUCCCAUUUCCAUCUCACCGAACCCUUCCGUGAACCCCUCCGCCAGGUCCCCGAUGCCGUCAUUCAUCUAGCUGGGUACGCACGGAACAUGAUCGUUCCUGAUAACGAGACAUUUCGAGGCAAUACUCUCUCCACCUAUAAUGUGAUCGAAGCCGCAUGUCGGAUAGGCGUACCGAAGAUCAUAACUGCCAGUUCACUCUGCGCGUACGGGGUUGCUUUUGCAGAAGGGGAUGUCGAUUAUCCUUCGUUCCCGGUUGACGAGGAGGUAGAUACCAACCCGAUGGACGUGUAUGGUCUGACGAAAGUGAUUGGGGAACGUACAGCACGGAGCUUUGCUCGGCGAUUCGGGACCGAUAUCUAUGUCAUGCGACUGGGCGCUAUUGUCGCGCCGGAGGAAAUGCGGAGUCGGUUUGAGGAGUACGUGCAUUCGCCGAAGCAGUACAAGGUGCAUGGAUGGGCGUAUACGGAUGCCAGAGAUAUCGGGCUGAUGUUUGAGCGGGGCAUUGUUACGGAUGGAUUGGGGUUCCAGGUCUUUAAUGCGGUGAAUGAUGAGAUUACCAAUACUGCGAGCACGGCGGAGUUCUUGCAGAAGAUGUGCCCCAAUGUUCUGAUUACGAGGGAGAUGGGGGAGAAGGAGGCCCCAGUGACUAAUAGAAAGAUGAAGGAGUUGUUGGGCUUUGAGCAGAAACACCGGUGGCAGGAUGAUUGUCUUCAGAAGUGAAGGAUAAAUGGUGGUGCAGAAUAAGGUAUCCGAUGGGAGAUUAGGUCGAAGACAUAGAUAGCUGCCUCAUUCAUAACCAU
Messenger RNA from Aspergillus costaricaensis CBS 115574, 1032 nucleotides. Its product is annotated as NAD-dependent epimerase/dehydratase family protein. The transcript has a single exon. The record is from RefSeq and is a predicted model, not a curated record. Lineage: Eukaryota; Fungi; Ascomycota; Eurotiomycetes; Eurotiales; Aspergillaceae. Bases 44 to 952 code for a protein of 302 amino acids.